This is a messenger RNA of Ictalurus punctatus (channel catfish), 906 nucleotides long. Its product is annotated as serine/threonine-protein kinase H1 homolog. Lineage: Eukaryota; Metazoa; Chordata; Actinopteri; Siluriformes; Ictaluridae. Gene Ontology annotation, molecular function: ATP binding; protein kinase activity. The transcript is spliced from 4 exons. The record is from RefSeq and is a predicted model, not a curated record. Gene Ontology annotation, biological process: protein phosphorylation.
AUGUUUCGGACAAGGUUUGAUCCCCGGAUCACUUCAAGGUAUGACAUCAAGGCUCUGAUUGGUCGGGGAAGCUUCAGCCAUGUGGUGCGUGUUGAGCACAGGUACACACACCAGCCCUUUGCUAUCAAACUCUUGGAGGUCAGAGAGCACAAGGGUCAUGAUACAUGUCAUGUUGAGCUUGGGAUUCUGCAAAGGGUCCACCACGCUAACAUCAUUCAUCUGGUGGAGGUAUUUGAAACUCCUCACCAUGUUUAUCUUGUCCUAGAGCUGGCCACAGGAGGAGUGCUGCUGGAUUGUGUAGUUUCUUGAGGCUCCUUCACAGAGCAUGAUGCCACCAAAGCACUUAUCAUGGUGUCCAGAGGACUAAGCUACAUCCAUGCACUGGGAGUAAUUCACCAGGACUUGAAACCAGAAAACUUGCUGCACUACCAUCCAGGGCAGGACUCACGCCUAAUCAUAACCGACUUUGGCCUGGCCUGCUGGAGCCAAAGGUCACAACACUGGGCACUGAGGACACUAUGUGGCACCCCAGAGUACAUGGCUCCUGAGAUGGUGGCUGGUAGUACAUAUGGCUGUGAAGUGGACAUGUGGGCCAUGGGCAUGAUCUCCUACAUCGUUCUGAGUGGUUCCAUGCCCUUCGAGCAGCGCAGCCGACCUCGUCUGUUCACAGCCAUUCUUAGAGGCAGCUACACCUUCCAUGGCCAACCAUGGAGCUCAAUCUCUGACCAGGCAAAAGACUUCAUAGAUCAUGUGCUGAGUGUCAACCCUGACCAACGAAUGUCUGCAGAGCAAGCUCUUAAACACCACUGGCUGCGCAACAUGGCUGCCUGCUCCUCUAACAUGAACCUCCAUUGGCCAAUAUCACAAAAUUUUCCAUCAGCGGGCUUAAUGCGCCUCCAAUUAUAG